Molecule: messenger RNA, 12032 nt
Organism: Cryptotermes secundus
Lineage: Eukaryota; Metazoa; Arthropoda; Insecta; Blattodea; Kalotermitidae
Exons: 9
Coding region: 994-2547 (517 amino acids)
Source: RefSeq, a predicted model, not a curated record
UAGUAGGCUGUGGAAAGUCGGGCGGAGUUGUAUCAAGAGAGCAGUGUGGUGGUGAAUGGGAUGGAACAAAACAACUACGAUCAAGUGUUUAGCAUGUCUGUAAACAGAAAAAAGAAACACUUCCCUUCAAGUGGCUGUCUCUUGGUGUGUAGUCCAGUGAAUGUUUUGCAUGAGAAGUCUGCUACGUUGCGGCUUCUAUGAAGUGUUGUGUAGCUACUAGAUGUUUAAGAGAAUUAUCAGCCUAUUAUUGCGUGUAGCAAUUUGUUAGGCAGUGAGUGACGAGCUUCAUUGUUACUGUGUUAAGGGUGUUAGUUCGCGUCUGCAGCACAUGCGCACACGUCUUUGUGCUUAUUUUAUUUAUUGAUUUUUGGCCCCCUUCUACCGCCACUUCAGCCUCGUCGGGUCUUUAUGUUUCUUCUUUAAAAAUUUUCACUUUUCCUCUCGUGUAAUGAAACGAGUGACAAUCGAAAUGCAAAGUGAUUAGGAGUAAAAAUGUUUUUGUUGCGUACAACACGAUCUUAGCUGAAAUAACCGUCACGAAAAAGUGCAGCAGUUUUGGCAGGAAGAGAAAGUAAAUUAAAUUAUGUAUUUUUUUGUUACCUUGAUGCACAAUUUUGUUUUCAUAUAUCCGGGCAGUGCUUCGCAACGACUGUGGACCUGCAGUAAUACCGUGUUCUGGAAUUUUAAAGGCAGGCAGGAGUGUGACAAAGACGAGAAAUAGCCGGGAACCGUCUGAGCGAGCAGCAUCAGGUUGUGUGGUGAUGAACCGAUGGUUUGGUUCAAGGACUCGGAAAGCGACAGAUCGAAGAAUGGAACAUUAUGAGUUCGAACAGAGGUCCACUUGACCGAAGACCUGAUAUCACUUCUCUUCGUUGCUGUUGCUCCAGAAGUGGGAAACUGAAACUAUGACAACUGCCGUUACAUGCUCCAGUGUGUACUUCUCUCAUUACCCGCCUUUGAAUCGGGCGUAACGAAAGCUCCGAGAGUCCUAAAAUGGCGGCCACAUCGAUGAGGAUACCCAGUAAACACCAGACACCACUGAAGACUCUGAACCAAGGGAAUAACUUCCUGCGAUCGCAUCGGACAGUGAACACAGUGAAACGGAAAAGCGCCGUGGAGCUGUUGCAAGAGUCAAAAGCCUUCUAUGUGAAAUCCGAGAGAGUUUUGGAUCGGAAGCAGGAACUGAAAAACAGUGGCCACCUUCAAGUGACUUCAUCAGCUGUGGACACAGUGUUUUUGCGUGGUCCAUUGCUCAAGAAAUCAUCAUCUGGGCCAACAUGGGUCAACAGUGUACAGAACCAAGAUCCCGGUAGCAGGCAUGAACAGGACAGUGGAAGAUAUCUUCAUCAACAUGUAUUACUUCUGAGCCCCCCACCAACAUUACCACCACGUCCCAACCCCUUGCAACUAGCUUCUCAGCAACAUACUCCACCCCCUCUUCCUCCUAAAUCCCCACGCCUUGUGCCAGCUGCACAGAGGCGGUCAGGUUCAAACCCAAGUGGCGAUCAGCUUCAGACAAAACUUCGCAGACUUCUCAGUGCUGACUCUAAAGAGAACUUGUAUAGACGAUUAUGGGAUAGUGAUGAUCAGGAUAUAAAGACAGUGGCAGGGGAUGAGCGGCCAUUUGCUGGGCCACGGCCAUAUGGACGUAGCAUCUCCCAGGUGCAGACUACAGUUCAGGGGCCAAGCCCCAGUAAUACCUGCAGAGUGCACCACAAGUCCCUGCCAGAUCUGCAUACCAGUCCUACCAGGACCAAUGGCACCUCUUCUAAUGAAAGCAGUAGCAAGAGCAGCAGUAGUGCAAGCAGUAGCAGCAGUAAUGGAAGUAGUCACACCAGUGAACAUUGUAGGCGGUCAGUUGGGUCAGCACCAGGGGCUGCCAUGAGUACCACAUCACAGCAUAGUCAGCACAACUUGAGUUCCAGUCCAUUUCAGUCAUUUGCAACAACACCACAUUGCUUCACGAGGUUACCGUCAGGAGAGAGUGAAGAAGUUAGUCCAGACACAGACAGGAGCCCUGGCACUGGAUUGGACAGUGGGAUGGAUGAGUGCUCUACUACUAGGCACAACAGUGCUAGUAGUUACAGUGACAGCUGUGCGGAAGAACCAACUGUAACACCUCUGUAUAGGCUGACCACAUGUGAUACAGUCCAGAAAAGUGAGAGACGCCGACCAAUCUUGAGAUCAAAGUCAGAUAUUAGUCAUCGGUACUCAGUAGCUCCAAGGCCAUCUCUUCCUCCCCAACCUCCCUCUGGUGCUCAGCUGGAUAAGUUCUUUGAGCAGUUGGGACUUGACACUGGUGAUUUCAGGUCCUUAUCAGCGCCUGCAUCUGGAUCAUCAUCACCUGUGUUUUUUGAGAGUGUGAGUUCAGUGGAAUCAGGGACAAGUCCAUGGGGGUGUGCUGGGGCAACUGGACCUGGCAGUGUGGGAUCAGGUAACCUACAGAGGCCUGCAGAACAACUCUCCAUUGUUGAACGAAAUGCACGCAUCAUCAAGUGGCUGUGCAACUGUCGCAAGGCUUACCUUGGAGCCAGAAAGUCCAGCUGACUUGUGCAGACUAAGCAGGGAUAACACAGCCCAACAUUGUGCAGUGGAUGAACCGUUUGGAUAUCUCAGAGCAAAGAAACUAACAGUCUGGUGCAUAAUCCAUUGAAUUACAUUCUGGACAUUACAAGUAUUAUAUAUAUUCCCCCAAAUUAUGUUAUGAAACACACUGUGGACGGGUCUGUCAAAAAACUGUGAUUUAAAUCCCAUGCACUGUGUAUGUACCAUGUAGUUCUUCAUUUUUAUCAGCAUUACUGUGUUAUUCUUUGCCUUGUGGGUGUUGCUGGCUGACAAAUUGACACAAGGUUAUUUACAGCUUGAAGAGGAAUGUUUAGUUCUAACAAUACACAUUGACCACAUGUAACCUCUGACCUUCCAUGACUACCCAGAACAGUUCUACCAUUUAGUCUGCUCAUUUCCCUUGAACCACCAUGCAGUCUGUUGUAAAUACUGAUUGAAAUAUAGGAUCAUUGUGGUGUCUGAAGUUGCUGACAGUCAAAUUUUAUUGCUCUGCUUUCCACCAGAUACAGAUCACUACUAAUCCAUGCCCUUAGAUGCAGUAAGAGUGCAAAAUCAUGCGUUCAUUCUGCUGUGUUCCAUGUAUUUCUGUAUGAUAUUUUGAAUUAUCAAAUAUGGAUUUGAAUAGCAGAGUUAUUUCUGAUGAUGACCUUUUGUCAGAACUUUAUGGAGAUUUUUUUCAGAUGUAUCUGGUAAUGAAAGCACUGACAAAGAAACAAGACACUGACAUAGCCACCUCAUUUAGGUACUGUCCAUGGGGAAGAUUAUAUCUGGUCAAUGAAAGAGGUUUCCAGCCAGCCAGCAAGUGUAGGAUUUGUGCUGCACACGAGUAUAACAAGACACUAUAUUUUCAGUUUCUGCCCUGUUCUACUGCAUACUGGUUCUUGCUUUGAGAGAUUCAAUUCCAUGAACCACUACUAAACUCCCUACAUGCAUUAAUCAUAUAGUUUACUUCCAAAGCACCAUUUGCACCUUCAAAAUAUAAGUGAAGUUGCUCCAUGUGCUGAUGAGUUAAAUGUCUAUAAAUGUGUGGGAACUGGGAUAUUUUAUUAAAAGGAUGUACCGGUCUGCAGUGUGCUUGGGAUAAAGUGACCUAACAGUUUGGCCUGUUGGAAAGGGAAGAAAAUAUCUUCUCCUUCUGGCAGUACUGUUUUUGUGCUUUCAUUCUCAUCUUGAUGCUAGUACUGCAGAAUCGAGACUGAAACUGGACAUACAAAGGAGCAUUGCUUGUAACAAGCAGACUUGUUGUCUCUGUCACACUCCAGCAACAUUAUUUUGAUAUUAAUGGGUGAAAUAUGUACACAAUUUAAAUCAUUGUUUUAAUAUAAUUGGACAAUACAAUUUUUAAAUCUAUGAUGAUUCCUAGAUUAUAUGUCAGACAUUCCUUCCCAUGUGAUGGGUUAAACCUAAGUGUUAUAUAUGUUAAAAUUAUUCUGUAACUUCUUUGUCUUCUGAAUUAGGAUACUGUGUAUCUUAAAUAACUUAGUUUGGAAAAAGCGUGGUCAUACCACAUGUUAGUGUAAUCUAAUGUAAUUUUUAUAAUAUUAAAUUCAGCUUUCCAGUGCCCUAGUCCAUGUAGAUGAAUAAGGUCAUUUUGUAUAGAACAGAUGUUAUAUAUGUUGGAUUUGCGGUUCUCACAGUGGUUACUGUGAAGGGGACUAUCAUCUGGGAUGUGACACCAUAUAUUCUGGUAGGCAUUCACUGAUGUUUCUGAGGAAUGUACUGCUACCAUCUUCAUGGCUGAAUUGUGAACCAAGCAACCGGUGGCCAAAAAAGAAAUAGCAAGAUUAAUAAGAUGCAGUUGCAAAAUAUGUUUGGAUGUUGGCCUGGGUAGGAGCCCAGAGAUAACCAGUAGGAGCAAGGAGAGGACUAAAGUAUGUUGUCCUUAAAAGCAGCCAUAUUUACAAAAAUGGAGAAGUGGGAGAAAGCAUGAGAAAAAUGACAAGAGUAACAAGUAGGAGGUAUAAGUUGAACUGCAGAGCAACAGGAGUUGUAGGCGGCUGUAACAGAAAAAUCUGGCAUUUGUGUGCCUUGAGAAGGGUGCAUCCCUCACUCAGCUAUCUACUAGCAUUUUGCUCAUUGCUGGUUCACUCUGUGAUCCUGAAGAUGGAGGCAGUGUAGCCCUCUGAAGCAGUGGUGAACUACCAGACUACAUAGUGUUGCAUCCCAGAAGAUAAGUCUCUUUGUAGGCUCUACAUGUUUAUGGUGCAUUAUGCAGAAAAAUAGCUCAACAUGAUUGCAUAUUUAAAUAAAGUGAGGUAAUAAGUUCAAUGUGCAGCAUGUGCAAAACUAAUUAUUUUAGGUAAUGAUAUGCAAACCUUACUACUUAAUGUAUUCAUGGUUAAACCAUGUUACUUCUCUGCCAGUAUAGUAGUGUAGUAUGCAAAAAUGGAAAGAAGAUAUAAUACCUGAUGAAGAUUAUAAUUUAACAAUUUCGGUAGUGUUACGUUAGCCAGAAGGUAAAAUUCUGUGUUAUUAACUGUGUGUAACAUUACAGUUAUUGUACUUUAAUGUUAAUUCAUGGUUAUACCAUAUUUAAGAAGUACGUAAUUUUGUUUAGAUGUCAUUGUAUAGAGAAUUGUUUUGAAUGCCUUUCAAAUUUUUGGACAUCUGCCCAUUCAUAUAUCUCAAACCUCAAAAUGCUUGAAUGCCUGCUUCUGUAUUAUACUUGACCCGUGAGAAGCAUUUACUCAUUUAAAAUGCCAAGUAAUGCACAUUGAAGCAAUGAGUGUUCUUGUAUGAUAGCUUUGUGAAAAGUGGUUCUGCAGAAAAAACUAGAAUAUUCUGGCAUAAAUUUCAGGAUGGUACAUUUCCCUUUAGAAGAAUCAUUUAAAGAACUGUAAAUAAAUUCAGAGGCACAGGAUCUUGCUGGACAAGAAACUGAAACAAACUGCAGAGGGCACCCAUAAACACUGAGUGUUAUGCAUGGAGGCAAAAUUAUUACUAGUGGUUUCUGGCCAGCGUACUCUCCUGACCUCAAGCUUACAGGGAGCUGUAAAGUAAAAAGUUUUCACAUUAAACCCUCACACAAUUAAAGAACUCACAGAAAAUAUCCAAAGGAAGUUCAGCCUGUUUUCCAUGAACAAUUUAAAUGUUCGAAUGUCAACUUUUUAUGUAGGUACCAGAAAUGUGCAUGGGACAUAGCAAUUCCAGUGUCUGCUGUAGCAUGGGUAACUUUUAUUUGCAUUGUGUUUAGUUGUAGGUUUGUCAGUUCUGCUUCCAAAUGACCAAGGGCCUGACUUUACAGGAGGAGUAUCUGAUUCAGUGAUGUGCAGGGAGCUUGAAAAAAUAAUUAACUCUUUCUGUUACAUCCAGUCUUCCUAUUGAAGGAUUAGAUUGUCAGUUACAAUGCACUUACUUUAUUCUUGUGUUCUGUGAGGAAUGCAUGUCUUGUAUACCCAUGUUGUAAAGGUCCAUUAACCCAUGGGUAAGGCAGUUUUUCUGAUAAUUUCCAACAAAUCAAACAUUUACAACCAACAAACUAACCCCUUACAAACCAAUUUUUAAGUUUCCUGUUUAUACACUUGGCCUGAAUUAAAACACAAUUUUUAAACUUCUCGUGUGCUAAGUGUUGGAAAGUAAAUUGUAUUUACUACAUAUUUUAAAGGCAAAUAAAAAAUUAGGUUAUUGAGAAUGAAUCCAUGUAGCUGUGUACAGAUUUUCAAAAUUAGCAGUCUUCAUGUAUGAAGUUAGUGAGCAGUCCUUUAGAAGUGUUUUGUGUAUAUUCAUACAUCUUGUCAUUUAUGCUUUGAAAUAUGGGGAGUUAGUAGACUUACAGGCACUGUAAUAAACGACAGCUGUACCAUAGUGCUUUGAUCUGUGGCCCCAUAAUAAAACUAUAUCCUUUGCAACAUGUCAAUCUGUGACUCUGAUCAUGUACAUUUGAUAUAAUAGCUAGGUGAAUGAACAGUAAUUUCUUUGUGAUAGAGAGUUAAUAGCUUCCUUCUAAGAUUUUGAUAACACUGGACUGACUGUUUAUAGUUCACAAGUUAUUAUCCAAAAGGGGAAAAUAGCCUAACCAAUAUUUUCUCAUGGAUAUACUUAUGCCACUUUUGUCAUAAGUCUUUGGUGUAUAGUCUUCAUGCCAAAUAUGACCGAUUUGCUGCCCAAAGCAGGCUGCUUACACACUGUGGCAGAUGAUCUUAUAUAGCAUGAGAUUUUACACAGGGCUUUAUUCCUCUCUACAACAUUUAUUCAAAACAUUUUUGGCUCUGAUAAAUAUCUAGUGAUUUACAUAUAAGAUGUAUGCAGAGACACAUGGGUCUUCAUGUAAGUGCUUUGUUACUAUUAUAUGCUGAGACAGACACAGUCACAAUGAAGUUGAUGGAUGCAUUUUUUCAGUAUUUUGUUGUAUACCCACCGAUAAGUUGAUCACACCACCAUAAGUAAUAAACCAUUACACCUAUAUUUUUGAAAUAUAAAAAUCUUGAGGAGAAAUAGUUAGUCUGAGACCAUGUGAAAAGCAAAUGAUGUAAGAAGAAUUGUUUUUGAAGGUCUUUGCACAGUUGUAUGGAACAAUAAAGAAGGAAUGGAUGAAUGAAGAGAACUGCAAGUAUUUCAAGAGUUUUGUAACUGGUAUGAAAAUGACUCAGAAGGACUUCCAACAUGCCCUUGUGCAGAAAUAAGUUGAAAAGGCCAGGAGAUUACCUCAUUUGUGUUAACUGCUUGUUUUGGAGAAAUAAUUUACUAGGCUUGAGGUAAUUCCAGAAAUUAUUGGCCAUUUAGACCCUCCGAGAUAUAAUGAUGUACAUGUUCCAUAUGAGGAAUAAAAAGGGAGGACAAAUAAAGUGUAAGAGUGUGAUUUUGGAAUUUUUAUUGGUGAGCAUUUUGAAGCUGCGAUGUAUUAUUAGGGGAUGCUGGAAGCCUUCAACACCAGACAACCCUCACUAUACAGACAUGCAACAGAUAAGAUUUGUUUUGUUAUGGCAUGGAGAGUAAUACUUUGAAACCAUCCUAAGGAUUGCCAGGCCAGCUAUAGAUAGUGUCUGUCAGUGACUAAUAAUGCGGGUUCUGGAUUGGAUGAAUGGGUUUAUUUACUCCUGAUACACACCACCAGUAAUUAGAUGUAAUUAUAGGACUAUUGCUAUUUACACACUUUCCAGUCCACCAUUGCACACGCACUAGGAUUCUGUUUCCACUAGUUUUCUCCUAGCUACAGAUCUCAAGAAAGAAAUUAGCAUCUCAAAUCACUAUGAAGUCUUCUUGCUAUUUCAUCUUCAGUCACUCUUGAACCUCAGAACUAAACAUUGUUAUGGGCUCUUCCAGCUCAUGACUAACUCAUAACUGCCCUCAACACAUUCUGUCAUUCUUUCUUGUAUAGCCACGGAACAGACCUGGACCUACAAUAAACACAUAACACGUGAUUGCUAUCCAGGCAUUCUAUUGGCACAUUGGUUGGUUUUACAGAAAACACAGCUUCCUCUUUUGUUGUGUGUUGGACUGUGUUUACAGUGCUGUUGCCUGGCAGUGCAUUGAACAAUUCCAUUACAAUAUAAUUCAUGGGCCAGGGUGUGGUUAGGCUGUAGGUUGAAGCAGGACUACAGGAAAAUUUAUAACUGUUCUCUUUUAUGUCGGCCACAAAUCAGAUUUGAAGUUGGUAGAAAUUUCAGUGUGUUUAUAACGUUUGGAUAUCUGAAAUUGGAGACACCAUGAUGCAGUGUCAUAUGACUGUGUUUUUAGAGGAAAAAGAGCCCCCUUUGGUAUAAAUCCUGUAGCAUAAACUAUAUUGUAAUUCAGAUUUCAUAAGGAGAAUGAAUGUAUAUAAAUGAGAGGCAUGUCAUCAAUAUAUAUUGCAUUCCAUUUUUCACAAGCUAUCUUUUUUCCUGAAUAUAUAGUAAUGUUAGAAUUACUAUAAGGUUGUUGGUCUACAGACACCAGAAAAAUAUGAUUAAAUAUUAUGUUUAUCAAUAAGGAAAUAUACAAGAGUCACUUUUGUGUGUCAUUUGAAAAAUUAAGGUAUUGGCCAUUAAUGUUCAUGGAAAAAUGGGUGAGUGUGAACAUAUUGUUCUUGGGUAAAUCACAUCAACACAGAGAUGUAUUCAUAUUAUCCCAGAAUCUUUAAAUGUAGUUCAAAUAGUAACAGCUGAUCUUGUCUUACUGAAAGUAUGAAACAUAUUUUGGUCUUCUGGGUUAUGAUGCCAUAUAACCUGCUAGGUGGGUGCCAAAUAUAUAUUACCUCAAUUUUCAGGGUAAGAUGGAAGUAUGUAUUCUCUGAAAUGUUGAUACCCUCCUACCAGAUUACAUGGUGUCAUAAUCCAGAAGACCACUAGCAUGAAAACCUUGACAUUUCACAAGUAGAAACACCUAAUUGUAAGUUGAGGAAUCAGUCUACACAGUUUCACCAUUGCAUCUUGAUUUUCAGCAGUCUAGUCUCAAAAAAUUAAAAUUGACCAAAUUUUUCUGACUUUCAGUUCCGAUCUGUUGGGAAAGUUGUGUUCCAAAUACCACAGAUUUAAACACAUUUAAUGCACAUAGCAUGGCACUUCUAAAUAUGAUUCUUCUUGAAGGCCAUGUGGUUUAAUUUCACAGAUCUUGGUUUCUGUGGCUCAGAAUUUGCGUUAGUUUCAUUCAGUAUUUUUAUCAAUUUUGUGUUCAUCAGUUCAUUUAGUAGACACACUUCAGAAAAUGUAAUGGCAUAACUGUGACCUAAAUUCUGAUGAUGCAGUAUACUAAGGAUUACUGAGUUUCUGGGCUUUGUCAGUCAUCUAGAACUCCAAACAGAACAACAUUUUAGGAUGGGUAUUUCUCCAUCCUUCAGUGAAUAGGUGAGGAGGCGCCUACUCAUUAGAGUCUGUUAAAACUGAUCUCAAUCCCUGGACAACCUAAGUCACCGACACACUGUGUUCUGUUUGGAAUACUAGCCCAGAACUGCAAAAAUAAUAAUUGUGAUUCGUUUCAUACUUCCAGCUCAGCAGUAUUGAAUUACUAAUUUCAAUUUCUUUUUUUUUUUCUUAAUUCCGUAUGCUCAAAAAUAAAGGGUUUUAACUCCUUAAUGAAUGUUGCGUGGCUAAUAAGUAUGGGUGAGUGGUCUACUUAACUUUUGUUGCCUUAUUGGUGGUAGUAGUGUGUACAAUUUGUUCGUAAUGUAUGAAAGCAGAUGUUCUUCUUUGAAGACAGCAGUUAAAGUCAAUGGCAAUCUUCAGUAGGUACUUCAGGCCUUUAUGGUAUUCACUAAACUCCUUGUUAUCCAGUAUCUGAGGAUCUGGAAUUCUCGUCUAACCAGAAAAUGUUAAAAACAAAAUAAUUUUUUUAUCGCCAAUCAAAAACAAGUUUGUGAUGUGCAUAUGUUCACUAACCACAUGGUAGUUCUCCAACUGCCACAGCAGCACUACCCAACAUCAUCCCUCACAUAGGUGCCAUUACAGAAGAGGCUAAUGCCUACUUGAAUUUGUGAUCUCAUAGUAUAUGUAUCUGAAAUGCUCCACCCAUUAAACUGCUGUAUCACCUUGGAAGACUUCCAUGCAACAAUUAAAGUGAGAACAUGCUUUUAAUUUGUGCUGAGUUUCUGUAGGAGUUUUUUUUUAUGCAACUGGUAGAUUCUUGUAACUGGCUGACUCCAGUCCCAAUACAUGCUGGAUAGUGGGGAGUUUAUUGUAUUUUUAAAUGAGAAAAAAUCUUAGAAUAAAGAUCUUUUUGACUGGUGAGACUGAUGUUGGUCUGUGUGUACUCAAAGCUAAGCACAGCUCCACUGGCUUCUGCUCUGUGGCCUAUUGUAUUGCACUUAGAUAUAUCUGAUGAAGUUUGAUUUGUCCACAGUUGCCUACUGUUUCAAGUAAUGAUCAGAUCACUGUUCAACUUCGCUGUGUUUUCAACACUGCCAUAAAUAUUGGCCUCAAUUUGGACAGAUAAAUAAUAGAGAGACAAGUAAUAUUUUGCAUUAUUUCUCUUAUCAAUGUAGAGUGAUAUAUAUUUACAUGUUAACAUUAAUUGUUAAUGUGGUUGUGAUAAAUCCACACAGAAAUGAAACAUUAAACAAAGUAAUUUGUGUUAAUUUGUAGCUAAAUUAUAGAUAUAUAUGUGAUUUGACCAGCAGUUUUACAUAAAACUGAAAUAUAAUUUUGUGUGUAAAUAAUUUGAUUUGUUUUGCAUCUCUUUGUACAUGUACAGGUAUAACAUAUGUACAGAAAUUCUUUCCAGAAGAGUUUUAUUAAUAGUAUUACAUGUGAGGUAGGUUCAGUGAUCAGUCUGCUGGUAAUUUCAUGUUUUCUUUUACAAAUAUGAUUAUUUGUGUAACACAGGGUAUUUGUUCUCCAGAGUUUGACAUGUAACUUGUAAACUUCAUUUACAACAUACUAGUUAUUAUUCCAUUAACUUCUGUGGCAUCCAAAAUCAAAGUGUAUUUAUUGAUUAAAGAAGGGUAUAAUGUCUUAUUCAGGUAAAUCAUAGGCAGAGUUUAGCUGCACUCUUAUGUAAAACAGAUUUUGGUAUUAAGCUUCAGCACAUUAUGCUAUGAAAAAGCCACGGCUGGAAAUGCUCUUAGCAACUACAGGGGCAGGUGAAUGAACAUGUGACUUUCAUUGAUCAUGAAUUUCAUGCAGCAUAGUCAUUUAAAUGCUGUAAGUGGCUCAGUUGUCAAGAAUUUCCUGCUUUUCUCAAACACGAAAGUUCGCUACCAUGUUCAUGAGAGUCCUCUUAGUGUCAAAUGAGUUGAAGUAAAAAUUACCUAAUUUUGACUUAAAAUAUUGGAAAUUUUGUCAUGUAAAUUGUGAUGUUCCUUAUACUCCUCAUUUUCUGUAUCUUUUUAAACUCAGUUGAUGAACAUCUUGCCUUCAUUCUUGCCAGAAGUGUACAUAGAUAACAACCAGGUUUUCUUAUAGUGGAACCUACUUCAUAUUGUAAUAAUUUUGUUUGUUUUUGCUUUUGUGCAUAUGAAAGUAAUUUUGUUGUUUGUUGAGACUGAGGGACACCAAAGGUUAUAAGCAUUUUCAUGGAGCUGUAAUCCAUAACAACAAUAACAGCAUUACAUUGCACUCAUCAGAAAAUAUUAAAACGACACUCACACCUGUCAGUAUUGACAUCAUGAAUGAUUCCACUAAAUAUCUUAAAUCUGAUCUCAGUUCAAAACUUCUCAUUUAUUUUCGUGUAGUUGCAUUGUAAUGCAGUAGAUUUUAUAUCACAGUAAUGAACAAAUGUUUUGCUGAAUUGCUUACACAAUAACACUGAUCAUGCUCUUUUAAAAUACUGUAUGUACAUGCCAAGCUUUGCAGACGUUAUUGAUUAGUCAAAAUGCUGUGUUAAUAAUAAUUUUAAUGAGAAUGUGUCUAGUUAUGUAUUCUGAAGUGAACCAUUUUUUAUGUUUAUAAAGUCUACCAUGUGUAUGAAUUUGUUGUGUGUAUAUAACUGCUGUAUAAAAGACAACAGCUAAUUCAUAGAUUUAACAGGGGUUCAGCCAAAUUUAUACAACAGUGUACCUACCCAUCAGGCCUAUAUCACAUAUGGUAAUAAAAUAUUGUGCAUUAUUGGAACUUAAA